Molecule: messenger RNA, 336 nt
Organism: Staurois parvus
Lineage: Eukaryota; Metazoa; Chordata; Amphibia; Anura; Ranidae
Source: the annotation of a GenBank genome assembly
CUCUGGUCAUCUCGUGUACUGUGUCCGCAGUCUCUGGUCAUCCACUGUACUGUGUCCGCAGUCUCUGGUCAUCUCUGUACUGUGUCCACAGUCUCUGGUCAUCCCCUGUACUGUGUCCGCAGUCUCUGGUCAUCUCCUGUACUGUGUCCGCAGUCUCUGGUCAUCCCUGUACUGUGUCCGCAGUCUCUGGUCAUCCCCUGUACUGUCCGCAGUCUCUGGUCAUCUCCUGUACUGUGUCCGCAGUCUCUGGUCAUCUCCUGUACUGUCCGCAGUCUCUGGUCAUCUCCUGUACUAUGUCUGCAGUCUCUGGUCAUCUCGUGUACUGUGUCCGCAGUC